AGGUAACGGAGAGGCGGCCUCGGCUGUCGAUUGAGCGGGUCUGAGUGAGGUUCUCACUGGGUUUGCGCGUCGUCCGUCCGCUCUCGGACGCUGUCAUGGCGGGUGUGCUGAAGAAGACCACUGGCCUUGUGGGAUUGGCUGUGUGUGAGACUCCACAAGAGAGGCUGAAAAUAUUGUACACGAAGAUUCUUGAUGUUCUUGGUCAAAUCCCUAAAAACGCUGCAUAUAGAAAAUAUACAGAACAGAUUGCAAGUGAGAGGCUGGCUGUGGUGGAAGCAGAAUCAAAUGUUAAAAAAUUAGAAGACCAACUUCAGCUUGGCCAAAUAGAGGAGGUGAUUCUUCAGGCUGAAAAUGAACUAAGUCUGGCAAGGAAGAUGAUAAAGUGGAAACCAUGGGAACCAUUAGUGGAAGAGCCUCCUGCCAACCAGUGGAAAUGGCCAAUAUAAUCCUCAUUUACUGUGUGAUGGGUUGAUGGGAAACUGCUGCCAUUAAAUGUUCUGUUAUAUUAAAAA
Messenger RNA from Fukomys damarensis (Damara mole-rat), 512 nucleotides. RefSeq names its product NADH:ubiquinone oxidoreductase subunit A5 (gene Ndufa5). The transcript has 5 exons. Bases 96 to 446 code for a protein of 116 amino acids. The record is from RefSeq and is a predicted model, not a curated record. Gene Ontology annotation, biological process: respiratory electron transport chain. Lineage: Eukaryota; Metazoa; Chordata; Mammalia; Rodentia; Bathyergidae.